This is a messenger RNA of Prorocentrum cordatum, 1440 nucleotides long. Lineage: Eukaryota; Dinophyceae; Prorocentrales; Prorocentraceae. The record is from the annotation of a GenBank genome assembly.
AUGCUGAGCGCGGCGGGCCUAAUCAUCGUGCCCCAACCAACCACCAUCGAUUUGACAAACGUCUCGUGCCGAUGGGAAGCAUAUUAUGCAUCGUGGGUCUACUCUGGUCUUCCUCCGCCUCUUCCUCCUCCUGCUCCUCCUCUUCAUCCUCCUCACAGUUUCGACCUCGAUCUGCUCCGCUCCCGUGCCUUGUUUUUUGGUUUUAACCCUGCUGUGGUGAAGCCGACGUGCAAUUAUUGGAUGGGCCUAAAUUUCUCACGUUUGUUGAUUGUUUUGAGGGGAUCGCCCUGCCUCGGCUGUUGCCAGGCUGGACUUCACUGUAUUGUUUUCCCCCUCGUCUCUCGUGUUGUGCUGCCUGUGGUGUUGUUUCCAUGGUCAGUAUUUCACCUCCCUGGGCCAUCACAUCCGACGGGCUCGUCCUUUGGCUUCUGUAUCCCGCGCCCUCUUGGCGGCUACGGCCUGGGCUGCGCCAUUUGCCCGCCGCGCUGUGCGACGAGCAUCGUUGGACUCGUGCUUGCUUCAGGGAGGUCGCUCGCAGCGCGCGACCGUCAGCGUAGGGUUAACUGUUGGCCCCCUCGGUCCUGCCUCACGGUUCGCAGAGGAAGAAAUCCUCCUCCUCCUCCUCCUCAUCCUCCUCCUCUUCUCCCCCCCCAUAUGGCGACGUGUGCUCCUCUUCCCCCCAUAUCCGCAGACAUUCGCGGGCUAGCUUCCCGAAUGGGGGUGGGCGCCUGCGGGUUGGCCGUCAGAAGACGGCCCCGAAUAUCAUGCUUCCCCCGCCACGUCAUGAGACAAUCGUGUCAUGGAGGAGGUUUUUUUUUUGUCAGCCUUUACUUUGCGAAAGACGCUCGCUCCCUCCCGGUCCGACGAAGGGCAGGCGCCGCGACAGAUCCAUGCGGUGCCCAGCCAAAACGCGCUCAGGCUGUUGUGCUCGAUUUGAUUGGUGAGCUUGCAGGCGGCAGCGGCAACAACUCAACUUUUUGCGUAACGCAUGACAGAACCGAAAGGGACCUUUCGGCAAACUCCCCACCGCAGUGUUCACCCUCCCGGCCCCCUCCAUUCCGCUGGAGCGGCUUACCAACCUUGAUUCCGGCUCGAGACAGCAUUGAGUCUCAACUUGAGUGUCCACUCUCCAGGUCACGCACUUUUUCCGGCGGUGGCUGGCGGGGCGGACUGGAGCCGCCUGCACUGCGCCCACCCCCUCUCUAUCCCACCACGCGCUCCGCCUCUGCCUCCACGUGUAUGGUGUCAGCUCGGCACGGUGACCUUGGGAGUGGCAUGGGUCUCGGGGGAGGGAUCGGGGGAGAGGGACCGGCGAGUAGCAUGGCGGCACAGGAGAGGAACCUGUGGCCCAGCGACGUUUCACAGCACAGUCCGGGCGGCUGCGCAAUGCACAGGAGUCUGGGGAUGCAUUGUCCAGCGACUAGGCGUUCCUGCGAAUAG